Pieris macdunnoughi is the source of this 2100-nucleotide messenger RNA. NCBI's taxonomy places the organism in Eukaryota, Metazoa, Arthropoda, Insecta, Lepidoptera, Pieridae. The record is from the annotation of a GenBank genome assembly.
AUGGCGGAUCUCGAAGCUGUCCUGGCGGACGUCAGCUAUUUGAUGGCAAUGGAAAAGUCUAAAUGUACCCCAGCAGCCAGAGCAAGCAAAAAGAUUGUUCUACCUGACCCAAGUGUACGAAGUGUUAUGCACAAAUAUAUGGAAAAGAAAAAUGAAGUUAAUUUUGACAAAAUAUUCAAUCAAGUCUUAGGUUAUUUAUUAUUUAAGGAAUUCUGUGAACAAACGUCAGAAGAACCAGUGCCACAAUUAAAGUUUUACGAGGAGAUCAAAUUAUAUGAAAAGCAAGAAUGCGUGGAGGAGAGGCGGCGGAUCGCAAGAGACAUUUACGAUAAUUUUAUUAUGAAAGAACUCCUUGCUCAUUCCCACGAUUAUUCUAAAGAGUGUGUAGCGCAUGUACAGAAAUAUCUAUUGAAACACGAAGUACCACCGAACCUAUUUGAGCCAUACAUUGAAGAGAUAUUUCAACAUUUAAGAGGCGAGCCAUUCAGAAGUUUUCUAGAAAGCGACAAAUACACGAGGUUUUGCCAAUGGAAGAAUUUAGAGCUGAACAUACAACUAACGAUGAAUGACUUCAGCGUACAUCGCAUUAUCGGGCGAGGAGGCUUCGGCGAAGUGUACGGAUGCAGGAAAGCUGACACAGGAAAAAUGUACGCAAUGAAAUGUCUCGACAAGAAACGUAUAAAGAUGAAGCAAGGUGAAACCCUCGCGCUCAACGAGCGAAUUAUGCUCUCUCUAGUCAGUACCGGGGUGGACUGCCCAUUCAUAGUGUGUAUGACGUACGCCUUCCAUACACCCGACAAGCUUUGCUUCAUAUUGGAUCUCAUGAAUGGCGGAGAUCUUCAUUAUCACCUGUCGCAGCACGGUGUCUUCAAUGAGGCUGAAAUGAAGUUUUACGCCGCUGAAGUUAUAUUAGGACUGGAGCAUAUGCACAAACGUCACAUCGUGUACAGAGAUUUGAAGCCUGCGAACAUCUUACUGGAUGAGCACGGUCACGUCAGGAUAUCGGACUUGGGUCUCGCCUGUGAUUUCUCCAAGAAGAAACCUCACGCUAGUGUCGGAACCCACGGCUACAUGGCGCCCGAAGUGCUGUCCAAGGGCACGGGCUACGACUCCUCGGCAGACUGGUUCAGUUUCGGGUGCAUGCUUUACAAACUGCUCAAAGGCCACUCGCCCUUCCGCCAACACAAGACCAAGGACAAACACGAGAUCGAUCGGAUGACCUUGACCAUGAACGUGGAACUGCCGGAGUCCUUCAGCCCGAGUCUGAAGAGUCUGCUCGAAGGUCUGCUGCAGAGGGACAUCAACAAGAGACUCGGCUGCAAGGGCAAAGGGGCGGACGAAGUGAAGGAGCACGUGUUCUUCGCCGGAAUCGAUUGGCAACAAGUGUACCACCAGAAAUACACUCCGCCCCUCAUCCCGCCCAGGGGCGAGGUCAACGCCGCCGACGCCUUCGACAUCGGCAGCUUCGACGAGGAGGACACGAAGGGAAUCAAGCUCACCGAAUCGGACCAAGCGCAGUACAAGGACUUUCCCCUGGUCAUAUCCGAACGCUGGCAGAGCGAAGUGGCCGAGACGGUGUUCGAAACCGUCAACCAGGAGGCCGAUAAAAUGGAGAUGAAGAAGAAAUCCAAGCAGAAACAGAAGUUCGACGCUGACGAGAAAGAAUCCGACUGCAUACUCCACGGCUACAUCAAGAAGCUGGGCGGCCCCUUCGCCAGCGCGUGGCAGACUCGAUACGCCAAACUGUACCCUAAUCGACUCGAGUUGCACCUGGAGAACAGCGCUAAGCCGGAAAUGAUUCUGCUGGACAUAGUCGAGGAGGUCUCCUCCGACCUCGUCUCCGUGAAGGGAGAGCAGUGCAUCGUGCUCAGAACCAGAAACGACACGAAGAUCGUGCUCACCAACACGGACGAAAUCGGUCUGAAGGAAUGGGCGACUUCGCUCCGCUCCGCCCACAAGUGCUCCCAGGAGCUGCUCGCCUCGAUGGCGAAGAAGGCCGGCAAGAUAUACGGCACCGACGGGGCGAAAGAGCCGGCCUCGGGGCGGCCCCCUCCGGCGGCGUCGCCGGCCCUCACGAGAGCCCCCAACGGGAACAACUAG